UCGACGCCUGGCUGACUGCAGACGCGCUCCUCGGAUCGAAUCGCCGGCGCAGUGGUCGGUGAAUCAAGUGUCGCCCGCUCUAAUCAUUAAUUAGUGACUUAGGAAAACAGUGCCAAUUCGGCUACCGAAACGGGUUUCCAUCCACUGCCUCUGCGUGCGACUAUGCUGUGGCAGCAGGCUCAUUUGUGAAAAAAGAAAAAUCGUCUGCGGUCGGUUCGAUUUUCACCUGAAUUGCAGUCUAGCCCAAUUAUCACUCAAUCACACCGGCCACAUGGAGUCCACAACACCUGCGCUGGAGCAGUGGCUGGCGAACAGCACCACCACUGCGGCGCCCCAAAAGGCCCUCUAUGCGAACAAGAACUCCUUGAUCAUCGGCGUCUUUGUCAUGGGCCUGGGCGUUUUCGGCAACUCGCUGGCCCUCUUUAUCUUGGCGCGCAAGAAACUGAAUAAAAACAGCAAAUACACGCUCAUGCUGCGAUGCCUGGCCACCAACAAUCUGGUGGCUCUGCUGGGGAUGCUGACCACAACGCUGCUGAAAAUGUACCUUUCGAAGGAGGUUGUACAGUCCUAUAUCCGAGUGGACUGUGUGGGGCUCGUGGUGUGGCGCUUCUUCGGCCUGAGCUCCGGAUGCAUUGCGGCAGUCAUGGCAGCGGAAAGGUGGAUGGCCCUGGCAAGACCCUUUAUUUACCACAAGCACAUCACCUACGAGCUGAUCCGCAAGAGCAUCAACAGCAUACUGAUCGUGGCCGUCGUCAUCACGUUCCUGCCUUUGCUUGGUUUUGGCGCCUACAUUGAUGACUCGAGUCCGGAAAAGCUUAAGUGCAUGCGGUAUCGCGACGCGCCGGGAGUGUGGAACAAGUCGUACGCGGUGCUGUUCAUGGUCUUCGGUACCCUCCUUUGCAUUGUGAUCGUGGCCUGCAACCUGUUCGUGGCACACACUUUGCUCUGCGUCAUCGGAAGGACUCGAACGGCCAAGAGGCACAUGCACUACGACCUGGUCUCCGGGGACAAGAACAGUGCGAUCAGCAUCGACCCGGAGAGCAGCAGCGGCACCACUCUCUACCAGACGCAGCUGAGCUCCGGCAGCGGAGGAAGCCAUCGCGGCGUCCAUCCAACGAGGCAGUUCCGGCACAGCGUCAGCGUCACGAUGGCGGCCACAGAUUCCUCCCCGGUGGAGAUCAAGUUCGCCAAGCUGAUGGCGUUCCUCAGCAUCUCGUUCGUCAUCUGCUGGAUGCCUCAGAUGAUUGCUAUCCCAUUGGCCAUCGCCCCAGACCGCCUGCCCGCAACGAAUAAGUUCUUCAUGAUCGCCGAUGUGCUUACGGCCCUGCACUUCACCUCGGACCCGUACGUCUAUGUGCUGAGUCGAUCCAAGUCCAUCAACUGGUCGCUGCUGGGCUGCAUCAAGCGCUGGAGGAGCGGCUGGCGUCCGGGCGGACUUCGCCGGUCCCAGAGCGACCAGAGCCGCAUGCGCACCACGAUGACGGAGGCGAAUACUCUGGAGUUCAACUAGCUCCUCCCGAUCCUCAUACUGCACCCCAAGUACUUAACCCCGCGUCCCACUUCAAUGGGAUCUCACUCAAUUUUCGGUUCCGCCUCCCUAAGACAUUUGAAGGAGUGGCGCCUCAUAGUUUCGUAGGCUGUAAAUAAUAAGUACCCCACUUCGUACCACACCAUAUCAAGGCUUUCCUUACAUGCUCAUCGCACAAUCUAAGAAUCGAUUGGCGCCAUAAUAUAUAACUUACGUGUGUAAUGUAAUAAAGUGUCCAUGGAAAUUGA
Molecule: messenger RNA, 1776 nt
Organism: Drosophila biarmipes
Lineage: Eukaryota; Metazoa; Arthropoda; Insecta; Diptera; Drosophilidae
Product: prostaglandin D2 receptor
Exons: 5
Coding region: 272-1510 (412 amino acids)
Biological process (GO): positive regulation of cytosolic calcium ion concentration; inflammatory response; adenylate cyclase-activating G protein-coupled receptor signaling pathway
Cellular component (GO): plasma membrane
Molecular function (GO): G protein-coupled receptor activity
Source: RefSeq, a predicted model, not a curated record